CGUUGAGCGUCAGGAAGAAGCGGGCUCUUUACUGGGAGAAAUGGCUUGAAUGGCCGGCGAGUAAGACACAUUUUCCCGUUUCAUCGGGUGAAUGUUUUAACUUUGGAGGUUUUAAAUCCGGACGAAUUGCCUUUACCAAGUAAGGAACUAUGGCAAACGUGAAAGUCGCCAUUCGAGUUCGCCCUCUCAACGCAAGGGAAAGCGUGGCUGGAGGGAGGCUUGCUGUCCAGGUAGAGGACAAGUUGGUGAGGAUAAAGAAUAACAAGCUGGAUGGACGUUACGACGGCCCUGGGGAAUCCAGGGAGAAGGUGCUGGAGUUUGGUUUUGACUACUGCUACUGGUCUGUUUCCCCAGAGGAACCACACUACGCCUCACAGGAAGAGGUGUUCCAGGACCUGGGAGUGAUGGUGCUGGCUGGUGCGUCAGAGGGCUACAACGUCUGUCUGUUUGCCUACGGGCAGACUGGCACUGGCAAGACCUACACCAUGAUGGGCACACUGGACUCCAUGGGCCUGACCCCCAGGAUUUGUCAGGGCCUGUUCAAAUCUGAUGACACAUUCCCUGAAGGACACAACUCAAGCAGGGUUGAGAUCAGUUUCCUGGAGAUCUACAAUGAGCGUGUUCGUGACCUGCUGCGAGGCAGAGAGCAGAAGAAGAAACCCUCCCUACGGGUUAGGGAGCAUCCUGAGAAAGGACCCUAUGUACAAGACCUGUCCCAGCAUGUGGUGUCUGACUACAAGCAGGCGGUGGACCUAUUGGAGGAGGGCAUUGCCAACCGCAUCACCGCGGCAACACACAUCCACGACGCUAGCAGCAGAUCCCAUGCCAUCUUCACCAUCCAGUACACCCAGGCUAUUCUGGAGGACAACCUUCCCUCAGAGAUUGUAAGCAAGAUCAACCUGGUAGACCUGGCUGGCAGUGAGAGAGCAGACCCCCACUACUGCAGAGACAGACUCACUGAGGGAUCCAACAUCAACAAGUCCCUGGUGACACUGGGUAUCGUCAUCUCUGCUCUGGGUAAAUAA
This is a messenger RNA of Oncorhynchus tshawytscha (Chinook salmon), 1025 nucleotides long. Its product is annotated as stAR-related lipid transfer protein 9-like. The transcript is spliced from 10 exons. The coding region runs from base 150 to 1025 and encodes 291 amino acids. The record is from RefSeq and is a predicted model, not a curated record. Lineage: Eukaryota; Metazoa; Chordata; Actinopteri; Salmoniformes; Salmonidae. Gene Ontology annotation, biological process: microtubule-based movement. Gene Ontology annotation, molecular function: microtubule motor activity; microtubule binding; ATP binding.